AUGGCCACAUCCACCAUGUCCGUCUGCUCUAGCACUUGCUCUGACUCCUGGCAGGUGGACGACUGCCCAGAGAGCUGCUGUGAGCCCCCCUGCUGUGCCCCCAGCUGCUGCGCCCCGGCCCCCUGCCUGACCCUGGUCUGCACCCCAGUGAGCUGUGUGUCCAGCCCCUGCUGCCAGGCGGCCUGUGAGCCCAGCCUCUGCCAAUCAGGCUGCACCAGCUCCUGCACGCCCUCGUGCUGCCAGCAGUCUAGCUGCCAGCCGGCUUGCUGCACCUCCUCCCCCUGCCAGCAGGCCUGCUGCGUGCCUGUCUGCUGCAAGCCCGUCUGCUGUGUGCCCGUCUGCUGCAAGCCUGUGUGCUGUGUGCCUACCUGCUCUGAGGAUUCCUCUUCAUGCUGCCAGCAGUCUAGCUGCCAGCCAGCUUGCUGCACCUCCUCCCCGUGUCAGCAGUCCUGCUGUGUGCCUCCUGUCUGCUGCAAGUCCGUCUGCUGUGUGCCCGUCUGCUCUGGGGGUUCCACUUCAUGCUGCCAGCAAUCUAGCUGCCAGCCAGCUUGCAGCACCACCUCCUGCUGCAGACCCUCCUCCUCUGUGUCCCUCCUCUGCCGCCCUGUGUGCAGGCCCGCCUGCUGCAUGCCCGUCUCCUCCUGCUGUGCCCCCGCCUCCUCCUGCCAGACCAGUUGCUGCCGCCCGGCCUCCUGCGUGUCCCUCCUCUGCCGCCCCACGUGCUCCCGCCUCUCUUCCGCGUGCUGCGGCCUCUCCUCAGGCCAGAAGUCCAGCUGCUGACGGGCAGGUCCUGUUUCUCCGGAGUUGUCCCAGGGCCAUCUCUGACUUCCGAAAAUCCUUGCAGCCCUGAGCCCUGAGUCUCCUCUGCCCAGAGCCACUGCACCUCCAGCCGGCAACGCUGAGCCUUCAUGCUGAGGUCCCUCCAGGCAUGCAUCUCUCCCACACCCUCAUCUCCAUCCCGGCCAGCCGGUGGUCGCUGCGUCCUGCCCCAUGUGUGUGAUCAGUCUGUCAACGAAUAAAGUCACCACUGUGCCCUC
Cercocebus atys (sooty mangabey) is the source of this 1037-nucleotide messenger RNA. Its product is annotated as keratin-associated protein 10-3. The record is from RefSeq and is a predicted model, not a curated record. Gene Ontology annotation, cellular component: keratin filament. The transcript has 2 exons. Lineage: Eukaryota; Metazoa; Chordata; Mammalia; Primates; Cercopithecidae. The coding region runs from base 1 to 780 and encodes 259 amino acids.